AUGUCUACAUUUCAUGCUGUCUACAUUACGUUUGUCUCGUUUUACUUUGUUUUCUGGUCUGAUCUUUUCACUGGUAAGUUGAACAAUGGCCCGAUUACUCUUCAGAGUUCAACUAUCUCCACAUGUGCUUUGGGGGUAUCGAUUGGUUAUUUCCUUUCCGAUCUCAGCACGAUAAUAUGGUUUUAUCCUUCUUUAGGCGGGAUGGAGUAUGUAAUUCAUCAUUUUAUCUCGUUGGUGGCUGUGAGUUAUGCUAUGCUGACAAGCGAAGCUCAGUUUUACACUUUCAUUGUUUUAAUAUCCGAGGCAACCACCCCUUGGAUCAAUUUGAGAUGGUAUCUCGAUGCAGCUGGGAUGAAGGGGUCGAGGGUGUACCUUGUUAAUGGAAUGUUAGUAUUCUUGGCAUGGCUGGUUGUGAGAAUUCUUUUAUUCAUCUACUUGUUCUGUCAUAUGUACCGGUACUAUGAUCAGGUGAAGCAGAUGCACACAACUGGACAAAUUUUGGUGCUUCUUGUUCCUUCAGUGCUUUCUGUUAUGAAUUGGAUUUGGUUCUGUAAAAUAUUCAAAGGGCUGAAAAAGACAUUGUCCAAGACAAAGUGAAGAGUCAUGUUUUGUGUGGGGAAAUAUUUUAACGGUGAAUAUUCAGACGAACAACAGUGAUACACUAAUUGCUAGAACAAAAGGUGCAUUUUUUUAAUUCACUGCAUAUACUGGAUACCAUAUGAUACAUUGAA
Molecule: messenger RNA, 731 nt
Organism: Striga asiatica
Lineage: Eukaryota; Viridiplantae; Streptophyta; Magnoliopsida; Lamiales; Orobanchaceae
Source: the annotation of a GenBank genome assembly